CUCAAACUAUCAUGUGACACACUAUUGAACAACUGGGCCAUCAAUGGCUGAAUUCAACCUCGUUGGUACAGGGUCUCAAAAGGAGACAUUCGAUGUUUACAUCCCCGAAGCUACAGAUACCGCGCACAAGAAUAGUAUCAAAUUUUACGAAACUUACAUAGAAAAAUAUCUCCUUAAGUUUUUACGUGAAAACGGCAUUUCGUACACGUAUCCCCCUGAAAACUUCCCAGUUGGAGGAAUCACUCUAAGACACAUAGAGAAUGCUAUCCAAAACAGCAAAUUUGUCCUCGUUCCAAUUUGCAACGCCAUAUGCACUGACUAUUAUGAUACAAUAUUUCAACCUGAUUUGUGCCCCGAAAAAUACAUCUGCAUUGCAAUCGAAGAAGGGUCUUCUGCAAUUCUUGUCGCAUUUCGUAAGUUUCAAAUAUUGGAUUUAAAAAAGACAUCCGGAAAACGAAUCAAGGAAAACGAACAACGAUUAUUGCGGACUCUUAGGGGACCAGCUCCACCGACACUAGCUGUUUCAGAGGCAUCGCAGACAGUGGAAAGAAGAUGCGAAGCGGAGGGGAGCAUUUCAACACUUUCUACUGCCCGUAUGGAUGUCCCAAGCGUUGAGCACUGUGCCAGUGAAUCCGAAUGUGUUUCAAAUUAUGCUGAUGACGUUACAACGGGAUAUGUGUCAGAGAAAAAACAAGCCAAAUGGACGACACCUAUUUUUUCUGAAACGACCAGCACUGUAGACACGUUCGAUUCCUUUCGAUUGGAAAACAGUAUUCAGCUUUCUCAAGCAAAUUGGAGCACUGAGAUUGUCUUAGAAGAAGAAACGCCCUUUAAAGAUUUUUUGAUGCCAACGCAGUCGAAUUCAUUCAGCACUGACAGAUACUGGAUCAAAAACGAAGUAAUGUGCCUUACCGAACCUUCUUGUAUGGGUAUGGCGCCAAGUGAGUAUCUAAAACAUUUAAAAAAAGGCCAAGUUGGAAAUCCAGACGCUCGUUUUCUCCUGCAAUAUGUCAUACCUAAGGCAACAGAAAGCAGAGGUUUUUUGAGUCUAACAUACCUAUUCGCCUACAUUAAGGACGAGCAGAUACAACUGUUUGCACUGGAAUCGCUUAAUUCUUUACUGAAAACAUACAACAAGAUCACCUCUGAAAAAUUUUCAAAAACUUUGCUGGAAAUAGAAAAAAUUAUGCGACAACCCAUUCAAGAGUGCAAAAUGUUCAGCAGCAUCCCUUUGACAGAGAAACUGCUUUUAACAUACACGCGGAUUAUCACCAUGAUGUAUUUUUUGUAUAUGGGUGAUUUUGUUAAUUUGAAAAGUCAUGAGGUGAUGCCAGUGGAAAAUGUGAAUUACUUUGUAAACAACAAUAGUUCAAAGUUCCCUACAUCGGCACAAUACAAACUUGCCAACUUGCAAAAGUUGUCUUGUAAGUGCCUUCAAAGACUGCUCCAAACCACCAAGUUAAGAAGACGCUGGAAGCGACAACGAACGGACGAGUACCGCCAGACACUACGCAGAGUUGUAACACUAUGCAGCGGAGAUGCCAAAGACCACAAGGAGCUUCAAAGAGUGAUUGGGGGCACCAGUUGGAUAAAUGGGACUGCCAGACACGGCUGGCUUGAAAAGCACAUAAUAUUGCAUUAUAUUGCUCUCAAGGUGUCGGAAAACCCAGACCUGUACUCUGUCGUGGAAAGCAUCGUGAAAAACCACAUGUCUAAAGCCAAUAUGUCCGAUCUUGAUGCUGCCUCUUGGAUCAUGCUAUAUGAGCGCAUGCAGACAAACUCCACGUCAACUGUGUUACAUCCAGUUACCGACGGUCUCGUCAAUUUGCUGCGAUAUCUUAACAAACAGGCCGGCGUUCGAUCAAAUCUUCGACAAGUGUUGUUAGACAACGCAGCUAAAUUGCUAUUUCAUGAAGAUUCGUCUCUCAGAGAAAGUGCUAUGAAGCACGUAUUUGGGUUGGACACCAGAGGGCACGUGAGACCUGAUGUCAUGCCCGACAUGCAAGCUCAGGUGAGGGAAUAUAUCAUGUCACUACACCAGCACCUUGGGUUGGAGGUAGAUAGAUAUCAAACUCAACUCAGCAGGCACACGGGAGAGAGCUGUAGCACCAGAUGGAAAGGAAAGUUUGCCAAAACUGCUGUUUUUGUAUCCCUGAAAGCAUGGCUGCCACAGGAUUUGGAUUCACUAGGCACCAGGCUUGACGUCGCUAAAGAACAGCUCUCCAAAGAAAUCGAAGUUCUUAAAACUUUAUCUUGUUCACCAGAAUGCCGCUCCGUUGCCAGAUUGCUAGGGUACCACGAUUUGUCGUUCCCACUGUUCUACAUUUUAGAAAGUACCAGAUCAGACCAGACCUUGUCUCAAUGGCUGCUUUACAGGGACCAAAGAAUGAGGGCACCGCUUUCGCUUUUUCAGCUACUCACAGGACCAGUGAAGGAUGUACUCUGUGCGGUUCAGUUCUGCGAAGACCAUGCGAUCGUACUACGAGAUAUAACGGCUAGUAACUUCUUACUGGAUGAAAGCAGUGCUAGUCACAUAAGGUGUAUUUUGUUUGGUUUUGACUUAGCGAGAGUGAUGAAAUCAACCACCACAAACAAAUCCAUGGAUAAUUUGGACACACUUGCCAGUGACACCAGUGGUCUUGUCUAUUAUGGUUCCAAAGGGACGCAGGUUGCCAAACUUUGGACAGCGCCAGAAUCUUUCCUGCACAAUGUGUACACUAUGAAAUCUGACAUGUACAUGACAGGGCACACUCUGAUUGAGGUUAUGACUCAUGGCCGGUUUCCUUACAAUGAACUGACCACACUCAAGGCCGACGACAAAAUAUUCCAGGUGUUGCGUUAUGGACUAACACCUACUCACCCACCUUGUAUACCACAGAUCAUCUUCGUACCGCUGUUGAAAUGUUUCCUGACGACUCCAGAGAACCGUCCAAAGAUAGACGAUUUGCAAGAGAUGUUCAGAGAUUUUCUUUCGCGAAGAAAACAAGACGGUGUGAAAUAUCGAGACGAGCCACCCCCGACCCUUGACCCGUAUCAGCCUCAAUUUCCAGAGAAGGGUUUUCCCAAAUUCCUCCUCAAUGUGAAGAACUUUGAAGAUCUCAACCAGUUUUCGAGCCACGAAAGCCAGGAAAACGUGUACUAUAAUUUUGCCGCGGAAUACAAAUGCACACCCGAUGAACUUGCUGGCAGAGAUACGCCAAUCAUUGUGGAAACCCCACGGGGUAAAGUGGUGCACGUUUCCAAUAUGCCAAUGUGCAUGUAUUUGAGAUAUUUGUCACAAUUAUCAUUUAUUCACAUAUCACAGGAAUACAAAUGCACACCCGAUGAACUUGCUGGCAGAGAUACGCCAAUCAUUGUGGAAACCCCACGGGGUAAAGUGUGGACUUCUUCACUAAUAAAGGAAUUCAAUGGUGCCGAGGAAACUGCCCUGUGCAACUUGCGACAUGAAAGUAUUGUCCAGUUCCUUGGGUUUGUGUACAGUGAAAACGAGAGACACAUGGAAAUGGAAUUCACAGCAGAACGGUCUCUCCUGGACUACUGUCAUAAAACAAAACCAAGUACAGAGAAGACAAUACUUCAUAUUCAGCAAGUAGCAAGAGGAAUGCGCUACCUACAUGAAAACCGGCUUGUGCACUGUGCAUUACAGGCCUCAACGAUAUACAUGACCAACGUGUAUAGAAAUGUGAAAAUUGGCAACUUGUCAAGAACAACGCUCCUGGUAGAAAACCCAUAUCAUGAUGACAUUACUUCUGUCUCUGUGAAAGUGUUCCUGGGAGAAGUUAGAAAUUUGAGCCGAUGGUUACCUCGAGAAGUGAAUGACAACUCGUAUUAUUCGAUGAGGUCCGACGUCUAUAUGUUUGCCGUUGUGAUAUGGGAGGUGUUCAAUGCUCGCGCUGUGUCAGCAGACAUAUCUCCUUUGGCUUUGGUUCCAUAUGCCCACAUUCCAAUAGAUAAGCUCUCAGGUAUACACAGCUGUAGAAGAACACUUCAACAGCCCGAAGACUGCCCAGAAUGGGUGUAUUCCCUUAUCAAAAAGUGCACUUCAGAUCCUGCAUUUCGCCGACCACUGUUUCCGCAAAUCUGUAGAUGCUUGGAAUCCGAAAACCCAGAGGAAGAUCCAUUGAACAUUGUGUUGAGGCGUCGUUUAGGUGGCCCAGUCAACGAGACGCCAAGCGCCAGUGACAGUGAUACGCCUAUUGCUCUGCCAUUAAAUGGUGAUCAAGCUGCAAGGAAAGAACCCACGAUUGCAGAUACUAUUGAACAGACCGAAGAGAUGCGAAAUUACUACGACAUCGUGAAUGACUAUCUAGACCAGGAAGACCAUGCUAUCUAUAGCUUUUAUGAAGUUGGAACGUUAGAUGACCAAGAAAGGAGAAAAUCUAAUUAUAUUGAAAAGCCGUUUUACGAAAACCAAAUAUUUCAUUUACCCAGAACAAAGUUGGCAAAUGAGGCAUUUAUGCCAGUCAGUUCCGAGUACGCCGAAUUUAUAGAUACGGCAAAGAUGGUUAGAAAGUCGCCACGUUUUAUCCAACUAAGAAAAAUGCAAAGAAAAGGAUGACCAACGUUGUUUGGAAGAGAAGUUCGAGGGACAAGGAAAGGUCGCCAGAUUCAAUCAAUGAAGAGCUUUAUGAUGAAGCAACGUAUACCUGCCCUGGUUACUAUGGCAAUCUCGGUGAAGGUAGCUUGCUUGCUUGGUCUAGCGAAGAAAUCUAUGAAGAACUGGGUGAAGUAAACAUUUACGAGAGGCCUUCAUGUAGCAAUCAGGGACUGCCUAUUGCUCCCAUACCCUCUACCAGGGCCGCGGUUCCCCCACUAAAUGGUGAACAAACCGCAUUGAAAGAACUCGCAGUUACAGACACCUUUCAACAAACCGCUGAGCUAACGUUGCCGAAAGAAGAAUAUGGUCACUGCCAUAUAGCAUAUGACAGCGAAAACAGCGGCAAUUAUGAUGACGUUGUCUAGCUACAGCUGUAGCAAAAGCAGACAGUUUUGAUAAUAUGCACCCUUUUUCUAAGCAAUGAUGCCCAUGGUCAGACCUCUUUUUUGACCACGUGUUUAAUUUCCAAGUCGCCUUGGUUAAACGUAUCAGUUACUUUGACCGUUUCCCCAAUUUAUUUAGGGGUGGAAAGGAGUAAGCGUCAGGCACCCCAAGAUUCAAAGAGCAGUGAAAGAGUACUGGAAUCUAACCUUCAGUCUAUAUGCCUCUGCGCCAAUCUAACGGUCAAUUUACAGUAAUCUAAAAACUUGGGUAGGUUUACCCUCUACCACUGAUCAAUUUUUUCACUAUACAACAUUGGUCAAAAAGGUUGUCCCACCCCCAUUUCCAUGUACUUAUAUUUACAAAUGAUCACCUUACAGCUGUAAAUUGUUAGAAAUAGUGUCUAACAUGAUUAAUUGAGAUUUUUUUUACCAAUGCUGUAUAUGCACAGAUAUCUCUCUAGCUUAUUCUUUACACUAUUAUCUGUUCAGUGAGAAUUUUGAUAUAGAAUUAACAUCAACACUCAGCUAAUCUCUCUUAUAGAGCAUACAUGGGUGGGUUUAAGAGAUGUGGCCUUUUUGUUUUUAGCUGAAGUAUUAGCUAUAUGCUGGAGUGGUAUUGACUGCAUGGGUAUCUUUUUUAUCUUCCCAAAUUCUUCACAAAAUUCCAAUUAAGCUGGGGUAUUUGCAACUGAAUUAAAUUCCCCUAAGAGUUUAAUCCUACCCCACACAAUUUUGGAAGGUAAGACACUUUUGUAUAGGCCUGCAUAUAAUAUUUUACACAUUAAACAAAGGCUUAUUAAUUAUAUGAGAACACUUAUUUGUGGUUUAUUUAUCUAUAGAGCAUUCCUUGUUUAACUCACUUAUACCUGUUUAUUAAUAUAUCAGUAUUAUUAUUACUAGUCAUUCUCUGUUUUAAUCUCAUCUCUGUAAUCAAAAUCUAUCAAUUUCAUAAGUUUGGUCGACCCUUUUGUGCCAGGAAUUGUUGACCUACCUGGCUGUAAAUGUUACACAUUUGAUGUAGAAGAAAAGGAAUUUUGUAAAACUGUUUAUGCCCUUUUCUUUAAAAGUUACUCUUUUUUUAUUAAGAAGAAUGUUGUUGGAUAAAAAGGCAAAAUCUACAAAUUAAUCAUUUUCUUUAUCCUAUAAAAUGACCACUGACAAACCAAUAAAUUUCUUUCAAACAUAUAACAGUACAAAAUAUUUUAAUUAGACUUUGAUCAUUUAAAACAGUAGAAAAUCAGCAAAUGAGUGCAUGAUCAUAUAUGUCCACAUCUGCCUUAGUUCACAUGUAUAUAGAUACAGGAGGAUAAUGUAUGGUGCAUAGAUGUUAUAACCCCACAAUGUAACUCGUAUAACAUAUGGCAUAUAUAUUAGCACUAUAACAGCAUCUAAUAUAAUACAAUAGUUUAGUAUACCUUGUUAGAGUAUCUAUAGAUAAUUUCACUACCCCAAUACAUAGUCAAUAAAAUGUAAUUUAAAGAAUGUGAUCAAUUGUUUACUGAGACUAAUUGGGAACCGAGUCUUCUUUCUUCCUGAUUGUGCAUAUACCAUUUUACUCUCUCUCUCUCGCUCUCUCACACACACACACACACACACA
Molecule: messenger RNA, 6577 nt
Organism: Lingula anatina
Lineage: Eukaryota; Metazoa; Brachiopoda; Lingulata; Lingulida; Lingulidae
Biological process (GO): protein phosphorylation
Molecular function (GO): ATP binding; protein kinase activity
Source: RefSeq, a predicted model, not a curated record